CGUGAAAAUUCCACAGGCGUGUGCAGCAACGCGACGGCACCCUCGGUGAGCAGCAUCAACAGGAUCUUACGCAACCGGGCAGCGGAGCGGGCAGCCGCCGAGUUCGCCAGGGCGGCGGGCUACGGGUUGUACGCGGGCGCGGGCGCCCACCCGUACUUCACCUCGAGCGCCCAGCAACAACAACAAUCCCAGUCUCAGCCGCAGAGCUCGCAACAGCCGACGUCGGUGGCACAGCAACAGUCUGCAUGGCCGGGGGCUGCGGGUCCGGCCCACCCGUGGCUCUUCCCCGGGGGCCUGCCGGCCGGCAUCGCGGGCCCCGCCUCGGCCCUGCUACUCCAGCCACCCCUGACGUCGGCCGCCGCGGCUGCCGCAGCUGCAGCCGCGGCGGCGGCGGCCAGUCCCGAGCACGCGCUCCACGCGGUGGACGCCAUAGCCAGGGGCUACCUCCAUCAAGACAUGGACGGGGAGGACGGCAGCCUCGACGGCUCGGAGCAGCCCAAGUUCCGGCGCAACCGCACGACCUUCAGCCCGGAGCAGCUGGAGGAGCUCGAGAAGGAGUUUGAGCGCUCGCACUACCCCUGCGUGUCGACCCGCGAACGGCUCGCGUCGAAGACGUCCCUCUCGGAGGCUAGAGUCCAG
This is a messenger RNA of Copidosoma floridanum, 639 nucleotides long. RefSeq names its product eyegone (gene Eyg). The record is from RefSeq and is a predicted model, not a curated record. Lineage: Eukaryota; Metazoa; Arthropoda; Insecta; Hymenoptera; Encyrtidae. Gene Ontology annotation, biological process: regulation of transcription by RNA polymerase II; anatomical structure development. Gene Ontology annotation, molecular function: RNA polymerase II cis-regulatory region sequence-specific DNA binding; DNA-binding transcription factor activity, RNA polymerase II-specific.